This is a messenger RNA of Aphis gossypii (cotton aphid), 1529 nucleotides long. RefSeq lists its product as uncharacterized. The record is from RefSeq and is a predicted model, not a curated record. The coding region runs from base 260 to 997 and encodes 245 amino acids. Lineage: Eukaryota; Metazoa; Arthropoda; Insecta; Hemiptera; Aphididae. Gene Ontology annotation, molecular function: DNA binding. The transcript is spliced from 6 exons.
UAACUGGUAUUUAUAAACAGCUGAUCCGUGAACAGACAUAAUCCCGGCCCGUAAAGCCGAAUCGAUGUCCGAUGACAAAAAGAUCGCGCUCAAGUUGGCAGACGCCAAACGUCUAGAAAUAGACCGUUUUGUUGUUUAGCGCGGCAGUUAAGUUUUUGUGUUUGCGCGCAUUCCGACCGUAUAAAGCUUUUGGAUACAACAGGUAGUGCCGCCGAGUGGUCUAACGCUUUGAACGCUGCUAAAUCAUAAUCGCUGAAACAUGACGAAAACCACCGAAGAAGCUGGAUACGAUCUCGUCCAAGCUUUACUCAAGUUUCAUGAUGGCACUCAUGGUGCACGAGAACGCAUGGUUCAUAAACCUGGUUGGAAAAUGCUUUUUAUGAUGCUGAAAUAUUUGAACUGCUACCCGGAAUUAACUUCAUUGCCGUAUCAGUUGACUCCGAUUAUACUGCACGUACCACCCGAAUAUCAUCAAAUUGUCCUGAAAAAUCCUAUGAUUGUUAGAAGACGUCAUGUAGAAUUAUUACCCAUCAAAUAUGGUUAUCGAGAAUUUUGGAAGACACAUAUAAACCGUUCGAGGGCGUUACCUUAUCAAUAUUUAUUGUGGGAAGGCGGUUUCGUGCUGAUUGUAUUUUGUUUUUACGCUAUUGGUGAUAAUGUCAUACGUGUGGUAAAUAUCACGAUACAUUUUUCAAAAAAAGACGUACAACCCGAGCCUUUGUGCUAUCAAGAUAAGCUUAUGCUAGAAGAGUGUUAUCCACUGGAUACGUUCAAUCCCGGAUUUGCAUUACCCAAACCUAUAUCAAUCAACACGAAUAGGUGGACAAUUUUGCGAGAGUUAAAAGAAUCCAAUGACAAAAAAGGCAACGAACUGUUCUUAUUAUCGUUGUCGCCUUUAAUGGACGAAUUAUCUGACCAAGUUCUAAUGGACACAAGACGCAAAAUGUUGGAGCUAUUGGAAGAAGCUAUGAGCUGGAAAAGAAAUUUUGAUCGUUAAAAUGCUGUACCAAUCGUGUACUCAGUUAAAAUUUAAAAAUGUACAUGAAAACAUAUUUAUUAGUUAUUUCACUUAUUUGUAACUAUAUUAGGUAUACCUUACCUAUACUACCUACUAUUAGUAACUAUACCUAUGAGUAAGUUUAUAUUUAUAUAUUUAUGAAAUGUUCCCGUUAUAUUUGAUUGCUAUUAUUGACCUCAUAGUAUAUAUAUUAUUAAUGAUUUGUAUUAAUAACGUUGAAGUUUAUUGUAAAGUUAUAAAUAUUUUCUUUUUUAAUACUUAUGUAAUAUUAAGAGGACUUGUGUUAUUGUCAUGCAUAUCGUUAUCUAACGAUUGGUUAUUUAAAUACCUAUAUUGUAAUACAUUAAAGUGUUAGUAUUUCGUCUAUAGUGAUAGCUAAAACAAUACAAGUUGUUGGGGUUAUUACAAGUCGACUAGAGAUUAAUAUCUAAUUUAUGAUCAUAUUUUAUACCUGCAGCAUAAAUGUGUACAAAUUUAACGUAUUAAACACUAUAUAGUGCUGUAUAUUAUA